AGACUGAGCACUUCUGCCUCAAACUACCACAGCAAUCAAUUUCCCAACAACAGGAGCCGCUUCACACCGCUGACAAGAGCACACUGGUCCACAAUUCAGGAUUAAACCCUGGAGCAAAAGUGGAAUAUUGAAACCUAAAAUCAAGGCAUCAUCUGAGUAACUUUCUAAAGUCAUAAGAGAGCGAAGGAGGAGGAGGAGGAGAGAGGGGCUUUCAAACUUCAGGAUCAUCAGGUUACGGUUGCGUUUGGGGCCGUAGCAGUUCUUUCAGCUGCGGCACACAUGCACACAUGACUCAUAUUACCUCCAGUCAUACGCUGGUCGGGACGGAGCAUCAGGUCAGACAUGCCUUCCAUAUUUUUCAUAUCGUGAAGAUCUGAACAAACUGUCUGUGCUCGUUUUUUUCUGCUUCUUCAUGUUUUUUCUGUGUGUUAUAAGGCAGACGUGACCGAAGCAGAUCAGUUUCCUACAUCACUCAUUACUGAUUCAUGAGUACCAGUCAUUACAAGGCAUUAUAUGUUUGGGACAGACUGGUGUACUGUACACAGAGACGGGUUUGCGCAUUCUUGGAAGGCCUGCUUUGACUUUUUAGGAGCUGGAAGCAGAAGAUGCCACGCUGGUCGAUACAUGUACCAUGAGGAGCACAGGAGAUCUACGCUAAAGACAGAACAGAGAAAACACUUCACCUGGACACAUUUCACAGGUCACGUUGAGCCCAUGCGGUGGUCCAUGCUAGUCCUGCUGCUCCUGUCCUGCAGCCAGACGUUUGCCCAGCGCCCAGGAGACAUCUGCCCACAAAACCCCCACCACGGUCAAGAUGUCACAGCCAACACUGUGCCCACCGUGGAUCCCAAACUCUUCAACAAGAGGCGGUACCGCUCACCACGCGUGCUCUUCAGCGAACACCCGCCCGACUCUGAACCCUCCCGGAGCAGGACCAAGAGGAAAGCAGGACCGCCUCAACAUCGCGGCGUUUACUCCGUCUGCGAGAGCAUCAGCCAUUGGGAGGGAAAUAAAACCAAAGCCACAGACAUCACAGGCAAUGAGGUCACCGUUUUACCUGACGUAAUCAUCAACAACUCCAAGAAAAAGCAAUACUUUUUUGAGACCACCUGCAGCAGCGGGCGAACCGGAGGCUCUGGGUGUUUAGGGAUCGACGCCCGCCAUUGGAACUCAUAUUGCACCAAUUCGCAUACAUUUGUACGUGCGCUGACUUCAUUCAAGAACCUGGUGGCGUGGAGACUCAUAAGGAUCAAUGUAGCUUGCGUGUGUGUGCUGAGCAGAAAGUCUUGGAGAGCAUGACAAACUAGCAGAUUUUCCACACACCAGCGACGGCCUUAAUGAUAUCAAACUCGAGUCUAUUACAGUAUGUGAUGGUGGAUGUUUUCCAACCCUUCUUGACAACUAGUGACACAAAACAGACCUUCCAAGGAGGAUAAUUAUGAUGUGUUUGUGUCACAGGAUGCUACAGUGGAAUGAGUUGGGUUUUUCCACGUCUUUUUUUUAAGCUUUCGUCUUUUUAGAAUAAUUCUCAGCAGUACGAGAACAUGUACAUAUAUUGUUGUGUGUGGUAACUGUUAUUUAUUAAACCGCAGCAUUAUUGUUCAUUUACUGUGGGUCCUCAGUGUGCAUAUUAAGAGAUAAAAUAAAGGAACAUUUUGGAUUAAAUAAAAAGUUUAAUUUAAA
Molecule: messenger RNA, 1683 nt
Organism: Danio rerio (zebrafish)
Lineage: Eukaryota; Metazoa; Chordata; Actinopteri; Cypriniformes; Danionidae
Gene: ngfb
Product: nerve growth factor b (beta polypeptide)
Cellular component (GO): extracellular region
Molecular function (GO): signaling receptor binding
Source: RefSeq, marked validated